AUGGGUGGUCAGCAAAGCCGUCACAGUGAUAAUGCCUCGGGCCAUAGUGGUGGCAAACGAAGCGUGCAAGAUGAUGAUAGUAAUUCCGCAUGUUUGGAAAGCUUGUCAUAUGACUGGCACAGUUCAAAUCCAUGCUGUGAAAGUUUCAACAAACCGGCGGAAAUGGACCGUCGACCAUCCUCGGUUGAUACAUUUUUGGCCCACAAUCUGCCUCAUCACCAGCACCAUCAUCAAUUCUCUCAUCGAGAAUCAGAUUCUCGAUGGUCUUCCAGGGAAGAUUUACUAAAUGGACCAGAAAACGGUGAAAAUGAUUCACUAUUUGUUGCCCUAUAUGAUUUUCAUGGCGUUGGCGAAGAACAGUUAUCGCUUAAGAAAGGUGAUCACUUACGGGUUAUUGGACAUAAUAAAGCCGGUGAAUGGUGCGAAGCACAGUUGGUAACUGUUCGACGGGAAAGUUCUAGGCGUACUUGCUGUAUUGGUUGGGUACCAUCAUCUUACAUCGCGCCUGCAAAUUCGCUGGAAAAGCACUCGUGGUACCAUGGUAAGGUAAGUCGAAGCGAAAGCGAGUACUUAUUAAGUUGUGGUAUAAGUGGCAGUUUUUUGGUGCGUGAAUCUGAAACUAGCAUUGGGCAGUUUUCAAUUUCGUUAAGAUACGAUGGUCGUGUUUAUCAUUAUCGGAUUUCUGUGGAUCGUAAUGAUUGGUUAUACAUAACACAGGAGAGUAAAUUUAAAACUCUUGGUGAAUUAGUUCACCACCAUAGUGUUCACGCAGAUGGCCUUGUCUGUACAUUACUUUAUCCUGCACCUAAGAAAGAACGUCCACCAAUGGUAUUUUCAUUGUCGCCUACUCAACCAGAUGAAUGGGAAGUAGAUAGAUCGGAAAUUAUAAUGCGAAGUAAACUUGGAGGUGGGCAGUAUGGUGACGUUUAUGAAGGAUAUUGGAAGAAGCAUGAAAAAGUUGUCGCUGUGAAAACUUUAAAAGAAGAAGCAAUGGCACUGCAUGACUUUUUGGCUGAAGCAGCAAUUAUGAAGGAUUUACAUCACCCAAAUUUAGUACAGUUGAUGGGAGUAUGUACUCGUGAACCACCUUUCUAUAUUAUCACUGAGUAUAUGAACAGAGGAAACUUACUUGAUUAUCUCAGAAGAUGUGAUAAGAAAUUAUCGCCUACAGUGCUAAUGUAUAUGGCUACACAAAUAUCAUCUGGGAUGGCCUACUUAGAAUCACGCAAUUUCAUUCAUCGCGAUUUGGCAGCACGAAAUUGCUUGGUAGCUGAUGAAAAUGUGGUUAAAGUUGCUGAUUUCGGUCUCGCACGCUUUAUGAGGGAAGAUACAUAUACUGCUCAUGCUGGAGCAAAAUUCCCCAUCAAGUGGACUGCCCCAGAAGGCCUUGCUUACAACACGUUCAGCACAAAAAGUGAUGUUUGGGCAUUUGGAGUACUUUUAUGGGAAAUUGCAACAUAUGGAAUGAGUCCAUACCCGGGAGUAGAAUUGAAUAGUGUUUAUGGAUUGUUGGAAAAAGGUUUCCGAAUGGACGCUCCAGAAGGUUGUCCUCCAUCAGUUUAUCGUUUGAUGUUACAGUGCUGGAAUUGGUCACCUAGCGAUCGACCUCGUUUCAAAGAAAUUCAUGCGAGUUUAGAAUCACUUUUUCCUCAAUCAAACAUUGACGAAGAGGUUGAUAAGCAGCUGGAACGUUCACGUACUUCAUUGCAUCGUCAUAGUUCAUCGUCGCAUCGUGUUACUGUUGGUAAUAAUUGUAUGAGUAUUCCAUCAGGAAUUGUGCCAGUUGCAUCACCACGCAUUUCAUGUGAUGGAAAUAGUGGUCUAGUAGCUUCUAUCUCUUGCUCGACAUCAAAUACGUCAUCUCUUCCACCACCAACUAUUGAAUUUCCACCACCGCCACCUCGAAAUCAAGAAAAUUAUGUAGGAUGUGCAUCGUCAAAUUCAUCUACAGCUACACAAUGCAGCAGUACACGGGAACAUCGAGAUAUAUCCAAGAUAAAAUCUGCACGACGAAAUUUACCAUUACCAGUACCUCCAUUAUCUGCGAAGCCAAAACUACAGAAAUUAGACAGCGCGUCAUGUGAUGUACUGGUUUCACCUUUAGCAGAGAAGAAUUUGCGUAAGGUAGUUAAUAAAUUCGGUACUCUACCAAAAACUGCUCGAAUUGAUGCUUACUUGGAAUCGAUGUCAUCGCAAGGAGAUAGUGAGCAGUCACCGAAUACUAAUGGUGAAUAUAGUGGUGGCUUAUCUGAUGAUUCUUUGGAUGCUAUUCCGGCUUCAUAUGGAAGUUGUUGGAAUAGAAACAUGUCGGAUUCAAUGAGCGAGAGUGUCAGUUUUGGCCAAAAUAAAUUGCUUCAGCAACUGAAACAGCGAUUAAAGAAAACCAAAUCUGAAUCACCAGUAACUGCCACUCCUGCUCAUACUGAUGUUAAUAAUAUGGCAAGUAUAGAUGAAAGACCAGAGCCGUCUAUGGCUAUGAUUUCAGAAGUAGAUCCCGGCUUGAAAAAGGAAAAUGGCAUGCCAAAAACAGAACAGCAAUGGGUGCAAAGAAAAAAGACAACUUCACGUUCACGUAAAAGUAAGGAGUCGUCUCGUGAUGUUAUUGAAGCUGCGAAUGACAGAAGUAUUAUUUCAAAAGAUGACAGAGAUCAAGAUGUAGGGGAAAACGAACUGAGAGCAAGAAUACGUCAACUCAGACAUGUAGAAAAGCGAAAUUCUACAGAAAAACAACAAAAGCGAACAGGAGAACGACGUGAUCUAGUUGGUGUCGAUACAGCUCGAGUACGAACAUUAAUAACUCAGAAGGUAGCCCCACUUCAGCAUCAUCGUCCAUUUUCGAUGCAGCCAGAUGCCCACAAUAGUGAAUCUCCUGAUGAUGAUUCUAGUAAAGCACCUGUACUACAAUCAGAACGGUUAGAAAAGAAACCACUAUCUCAAAGAUCGGUAGCUAAGCCAUAUCCUAGAGCGUAUUCCACAUUGCAAAGAUCAGUCAAGGCCAGUUCUGUAAUUUUACCUAAGAGAACUACUGGUAGUGGUAAUGCAAUUAAAAAUGAUGUGCCUGCAAAAUUAAAACCAAAAAUAAGAGGUCCUGCAGUACUUGAGUGCAGUGAAUUGGAUGAGAUUGAGCUCAACAGCAGUAUGGUGCGAGCUCACUCGCUCCGUGAUCUCGCUUCCAAAUUUGAAAAAUUAGGAAAUCCAGGUCUAAUUGCACCAUCUUCCAAAGGAGCACUUCGUGGCAGCGAAAAACGGUAUUCGAUGAUGGAGAAUGUCGCUGGUACUUCUGAUAUAGCGGUUUCCAGCACCAGAGAAAAUAUUCAACCUAUUGUAAGUCGAGACUCACUUCUGGACUUAUACCGACGACUAGAAAGUUGUAUUUGCGAUUUGCGUAAUGAAAGAAUUAGUCGAGUCAAAAGUCAUCAGUCAAAUUGUAGUGAUGGCCAACAUGCGUUGUUGAUUCGUUUAAGCGAUCUAAUGCAGCAGUUCCAUCACAUGUGCGCUAUUUAUGCGGAAAACAUUUCUCCUCACUCGAAGUUCCGUUACCGUGAGCUUCUAAAUCGCAUGGAUGUAUUUAUUCGACAGUUACGGCAGUGUGCUUCAUCAUCAUUGUCAAACGAAGUGGUGCAAGCUGAACAACAAGUCAUACCUCAAUUUGAGCAGACAAUCCGUCAAAUUAUGCAUUUAGUACAGAGGUAA
This is a messenger RNA of Thelazia callipaeda (thelaziosis nematode), 3693 nucleotides long. NCBI's taxonomy places the organism in Eukaryota, Metazoa, Nematoda, Chromadorea, Rhabditida, Thelaziidae. The record is from the annotation of a GenBank genome assembly.